This is a messenger RNA of Orbilia oligospora ATCC 24927, 1413 nucleotides long. RefSeq lists its product as uncharacterized. The transcript has 5 exons. NCBI's taxonomy places the organism in Eukaryota, Fungi, Ascomycota, Orbiliomycetes, Orbiliales, Orbiliaceae. Gene Ontology annotation, molecular function: metal ion transmembrane transporter activity. Gene Ontology annotation, cellular component: membrane. Bases 1 to 1413 code for a protein of 470 amino acids. The record is from RefSeq and is a predicted model, not a curated record. Gene Ontology annotation, biological process: transmembrane transport; metal ion transport.
AUGAAGAUGGAUGAACCAGAUGCCCGUGCCUGGGUACUCACCAUCUGCUCGGCUCUAGCCUGCUGUGCUGGUGCCUCCGUUAUCUUCAUCGAUCUCCUACCAUGGAAGCACUUCAGCAUCCAGUCAAAUUCUACCUUUCUAGCUGCCUGUCUUUCUCUCAGCUUUUCUGUCCUUCUCUUCAGCAGUGCCCGUCUGUUUGGCGAGGCCAUCACCUAUCUCGAACGAGGAUAUGGCAAUAACCCGUAUUAUAUUAUCAUGGUCUCCUUCUCGGCAGGAUUCUUAGUCUGCUACUAUCUAUUCAAAUUCCUACAUCGGUUCAUCCCUCAUCGAACCGUCAGUUGUGACGACGAUAGUGAAGAUGACGAUGAUAAACCCCUUGCGAGUGGAUUCGGUAGUGUAAGUAGCGGAGCUACUGCCGUAGAUCAUGAUCAUGGAACUUCAAACUUGAAGGCGAAUAACGGUAAAGUUGUUGUGCCGGACGAAGAAACGGCUCUUCUCGGAAACGGCCAUACCUUCGAACAUCGACCUACACUCGCAAAGCGGUUUUCCGAUACGGUCGGAAAGAUCACGCGACGAUGUACUGAAGACGGUCGUUGCUUCGGAUUUGUCACUUGCCCUUGCGAGGGGAAUUGCUUGCACAAAAAGGGGGAGGUAAAGCCACUACAUGCUUGCCAUCCAAAACACUGCGAAAGAACCUAUUCCGGCCUUCAUCAAGCCGGGUGCUCGAGCGACCGAACAUUGAGGGAUGUUCCUAUCCUUGAAGAUGAAGAAAGUGACCAUAUUGACGAUGGUCAUCAUCACGGACAUGAGGAACAACACCAAGAACAACACCAUCAUGGACAUGGGCACGAUAGCACUCAUGACGCUGAGGCCCACGGUUCGAAUCACGGUGAUGAGGAUGGACAUAAGCAUAAUCAUCAUCACCAUGUAGCGAAUAACGCUUUUGUCGGAAUAGGCUUCCAGACAAGUCUUGCUAUCGCCUUGCACCGAUGUCCUGAUGGAUUCAUUACUUUUGUGACCAACCAUGCCGACAAAAAACUUGGCUUUACGAUUUUUCUGUCUUUGUUUAUUCAUAGCGCUGUUGAUGGGUUUACUAUGUGCUUGCCAUUAUAUCUUGCAUUGCAGUCGGCCUGGAAGGCUGUUCUUAUCACUUUUGUCAUUGGGGGUUUGGCGCAACCUUUGGGCGGAUUGUUUGCAUUUAUCUGGUUGAAGUUCGGGUCCGCUCCGAGUGAGACAGUUUACGGGAUCAUUUUCAGCUUCACCGGUGCCCUAUAUAGCGGGAUUGAUGUCAGUAGUUGCUGUGCAGUUAUUGCGACAGAUCCCCUCGGACCACAAGCAUCCGGACUUGCCUUACAUCUCCAUGCUUGUGGGUGUAGUGUUGAUGUGUCUCUCGGUGGCAUUGACGACUUCUAA